AUGAGCGCUUCUUUAAGGUUAAUAAAGUGUGUUAUAGUUGGCGAUGAAGCAGUGGGAAAGACUAGUAUUCUUAUGUCGUUCACCACCAAUACUUUUCACACGGAUUGUGUGUCAACUAUUUUUGACAUUUUCAGUGUAACUGUGGUUGGGAAUGGAAAUAGUAUAAAUUUAUCAUUGUGGGAUACAGCAGGAGAUGAGGGAUAUGACAAGUUAAGACCCUUGAGUUAUUGUGGUGCUGAUGUGUUUAUACUAACAUUCUCUCUCAUUAGCAAAGCUAGCUAUGAAAAUGUUUCCAAGAAGUGGAUUCAAGAAUUGAAGCAUUAUGCAUCUGGUGUCCCAAUUAUUCUUGUUGGAACAAAACUUGAUCUUCGUGAUAAUACGCAAUUCUUCAUAGAACAUCCUGAUGCCGUUCCAAUUACUACAACUCAGGGAGAGGAACUUCAAAAGCUUAUCAAAGCACAUGCUUAUAUCGAAUGCAGCUCGAAAACACAACAGAAUGUGAUGGAAGUCUUUGAUGCGACCAUAAGAGUUGCUCUUCAACCGCCGAAACAGAAGAAAAGGAAAAGCAAAGUACUUAAGGCUUGCACUAUAAUGUGA
Molecule: messenger RNA, 597 nt
Organism: Cannabis sativa
Lineage: Eukaryota; Viridiplantae; Streptophyta; Magnoliopsida; Rosales; Cannabaceae
Product: rac-like GTP-binding protein RHO1
Exons: 7
Coding region: 1-597 (198 amino acids)
Biological process (GO): establishment or maintenance of cell polarity; regulation of actin cytoskeleton organization; regulation of cell shape
Cellular component (GO): cytoskeleton; cytoplasmic vesicle; cell cortex
Molecular function (GO): GTPase activity; protein kinase binding; GTP binding
Source: RefSeq, a predicted model, not a curated record